Molecule: messenger RNA, 1665 nt
Organism: Helianthus annuus (common sunflower)
Lineage: Eukaryota; Viridiplantae; Streptophyta; Magnoliopsida; Asterales; Asteraceae
Product: cytochrome P450 87A3
Exons: 11
Coding region: 188-1510 (440 amino acids)
Biological process (GO): sterol metabolic process
Molecular function (GO): monooxygenase activity; oxidoreductase activity, acting on paired donors, with incorporation or reduction of molecular oxygen; heme binding
Source: RefSeq, a predicted model, not a curated record
AACAUGUAGUGUUUGUAAAACGUAUUUGACCCUCUGCUUUCGUCUUCUCAUCAAAGUUCUAUGUUCCAUCUUCACUUUCCCAUCUCACAACUUAGACGUCAAUCAAUCUUUGUUUGUAGUAAGUAUUACCCAUUGGGUAUACAAAUGGAGAAACCUUAAAUGCAAUGGAACUCUUCCUCCCGGUUCAAUGGGUUGGCCGCUACUCGGUGAAACUCUACAAUUCAUCGCCCCAAGUCACACGUUGGAUACUUCGGCUUUCAUUAAGAAAAGGAUAAAAAGAUACGGAUCUAUAUUUCGAACUAGUUUGUUUGGUUCACGAGUUAUAGUAUCAACUGAUUCGGAACUUAGUUAUAUGGUGUUCCAACAAGAAGGCCGAUCCUUUGAAAGUUGGUAUCCACCGAGAUUUAGAAAGGUAUUAGGGAACCAAAGUCUAGCUUUUAUGCAUGGAAGCUUGCGUAAGUAUCUCAAAAACAUGGUGCUAACUGUAAUCGGUCCCCAAAGCCUUAAAAAUAUAUUUUCAGAAGUUGAAACUGUAGCAACAGGAAACAUGGAGAGGUGGGUUAGCCAGGAAACAACGGAAUUGAAAACUGCAGUUGCAGAUAUGAUAUAUGAGUUCAUGGGGAAAAAAAUGAUAAGUUAUGAUCCUGCGGAGAAGCCUUCUGAGAAUUUAAGAGAGAAUUAUGAAGCUUUUGUUCGAGGACUAUACUCAUUUCCUUUGGAGAUACCUGGAACUGCUUAUUACAAGUGUUUACAGGGAAGAAAGAAGGUGAUGAUGAUGCUUAAGAACAUGCUACAAGCAAGACAGGCUAAGCCAAAUGAGGUCCAAAAUGAUUUCUUUGAUUAUGUUAUUGAAGAACUCAAGAAAAAUGAUACAACCCUUACAGAAGAAAUUUCUUUGGACUUGAUAUUUGGGCUAUUGUUUGCUAACCAUGAAUCAACUUCCCAAGCGAUAACAUUAGCAAUCAAGUUUCUAACAGAUAAUCCUCGAGCACUGAAGGAAUUGGCGGAAGAACACGAGCUAAUUUUAAAAAAGCGAGAAAAACCGGAGGCUGGACUUACAUGGGAAGAAUAUAAAUCGAUGACAUUCACUUUUCAGAUUAUUAACGAAACACUACGGUUGGGUAACAUAGCUCCAGUAGCGUUCAGCAAAGCAUUAACGGAUAUCAAGUUCAAAGACUACACUAUCCCAUCUGGUUGGGUGGUGAUGGUAUGUUCCCCAGCCGUCCAUUUAGACCCUGUUAACUAUAAGGAUCCACUAAAGUUCAAUCCAUGGAGAUGGGAGGGGAUGGAAUUGAAAGGUUCUUCAAAGACUUUCAUGGUUUUUGGAGGCGCCCAGAGGUAUUGUGUUGGAGCAGAUUUGGCUAGACUUCAAAUGGCCAUCUUUUUGCAUUGCCUAGUGACCAAAUAUUGGUGGCAACCAAUCAAAGGAGGAGAUAUUGUACGAACUCCAGCUUUACAGUUUCCUAAUGGAUUUCAUGUUCAGUUCUUUGAGAAAGAUAAACAACAAUAAGAUCGAUCCAAUUAACAUCUGGAACAGUUAGUCAUAUCAUAGAAAUAUCAACUUUCAUUUAAAUAAAGAGAUGGGGAGAGUUUCACCUCGUAUUUGCGAUUCAUGUAUCUCAGUUAAAGACCUUUGUCAUAAAAUGGAAUAUAAUGUUAAAUGUA